CUAAUCAGCUGUUUUCCCGAAAACGAUUUUAUCGUGUUAAUUUUGGAUUAUUUUUUCACAUAAAUAAAAUAUGCAACGGUUUGUGAGGGUAUUUGGCCCAAAAACGUGCAAAGUUAUUGGCAUGAUUCACGUAGAUGCGCUGCCAGGAACUCCCCGUUAUGGCGGAAACUGGAAGCAGACUAUUGAAAAGGCAAUCUUUGAGGCGAAUCUUUACAAAAAACACCAACUGGACGCCGUAUUAAUUGAGAACAUGCACGAUAUUCCCUAUGUACCGGAGCGGCUUCUUGGAGCGGAAAUAGUGACUUGCAUGACGCGACUAGCAAGGGAAGUACGAGUUGUUAUACCGAAGGAGACCCCUUGUGGUGUCCAAGUCCUAGCCUGUGGAAAUAAGCAAGCGUUGGCUAUAGCCAAAGCCAGUCAGCUACAAUUUAUACGCUGCGAGGGAUUCAUUUUCGGUCACGUGGCAGACGAAGGAUACACGGAUGCCUGUGCCGGUGAUUUGAUGCGGUAUAGGAAUCUUAUCGAUGCCAAGGAUGUGCUUGUUUUUACAGAUCUGAAAAAAAAGCAUAGUUCUCAUGCCGUAACAGCUGAUGUCAGCCUACUCGAGACAUCUCAUGCAGCCGAAUUUUUUAUGACCGAUGGCAUUAUUAUCACGGGCACAGCGACUGGCCAUCCAGCCAGCCCAGAAGAUCUCCAACAUUUAUCUGGUAAAGUAAAGGUUCCUCUGAUCAUCGGGUCUGGAGUUACUAAGAAUAACAUUAAAAGUUACUAUAAAGAUGCCCAUGCCGUCAUAAUUGGUUCCCAUUUUAAGAAAAACGGCAACUGGAUGGAAGAAAUCAAUGACCAAACUGUUGAAGAUUUCAUGCGCGAAGUUUGUAAUCUGAGAAACACCAGUUAAUUUAGUUAUUAUUGUUUUUAUUAGCGAAGAUGAUAAUCGAGUAAACAAUGAAUACCUUA
Molecule: messenger RNA, 957 nt
Organism: Drosophila bipectinata
Lineage: Eukaryota; Metazoa; Arthropoda; Insecta; Diptera; Drosophilidae
Source: RefSeq, a predicted model, not a curated record